Penicillium riverlandense is the source of this 1854-nucleotide messenger RNA. RefSeq lists its product as uncharacterized. The coding region runs from base 1 to 1854 and encodes 617 amino acids. Lineage: Eukaryota; Fungi; Ascomycota; Eurotiomycetes; Eurotiales; Aspergillaceae. The record is from RefSeq and is a predicted model, not a curated record. The transcript has a single exon.
AUGUUGUUUUCACCAUUUAUCAUUGCCUGCUUGCUAGCUGUAGGAGGCUCAGAAGCAUCUCCUGCAAAGUCUACGGCUUUGGAUGAUUCAGUACCACCUCAGAUACCAAAUCAUGACAUACUACAUAACGCUGCAAGCGUUCGCCCCAAAGACGAGCCGAAGUUGACUACUACCACUACUCAAUUGGAUGACGAGUCAACCUCAACAACCACAACGACCACAACGACCUCAAUCCCAUCGGGACCAUCGCAUGUCGAAACAUCACCAGCUGCAGGGACAACUCACCAUGAUGCAUCGUCACCAACUGACUCCUCGUCCGGGAAUACUGCGGACUCCAACUCAUCCGGAAAUACCGCUGACUCCGACCCAUCCGGUAUACUUUCGUCGCUAGGGCAGGGCUCUUCGACAGGCUCCACCGGUGGCAGUAUCGAAGAUCUCGGAAACGCUAUUAAGGAUCUCGAAGAGCUGCUCACGGGCGUUCGCAGCCUGCUGAAUCCUGAGCUCCUGAGCCAAGUAACAGAUACCUUCAAAUUCAUUUCAACCGGGUUGGCACCUCCAGUGGAUCACCAGAUCAGGCCACUCGUGAUCAACGCGAACAAACUUAUGACUGAUGAGUUUAUUGACAAAGUCAACACACUCAUCGACAAUGCUAACGAGCUUUUGACCAACCAAUUCGUCCAAAAGAUCGACGGACUGAUUGAUCAAGCAAGCGCUCUCUUGACGGCCCAAUUCACUAAGAAGAUUGAUGGUCUGAUUGACAACGCCAGCAACCUUUUGACCGAUCAGUUCAGCAGAAAUGUGGAUGCUCUGGUUCAAAAUGCAAACAACCUUUUGACUGUCCAGUUCAAUAAGAAGGUUGAUUCUCUUAUUGAUAAUGCCAAUACCUUGUUGAGCGACCAGGGUACAAAGGCCAUCGAAAGCCUUGUCAAUAACGCCAAUGGCUUGUUGACCACCCAGGUUACAAAGGCCAUCGAGAGCCUUGUCAAUAACGCCAACAAUCUGCUGACUCCUGGAUUCGUUGAUACCACAAACGGCUUGAUCAAAGACGCCGGCCCUCUUGUCACCCACGCCAAUGAUCUGCUCUCACCUAGCUUUAUUAAGCAAACUUCGGGUCUCAUCGGUGACGCCAGUGGUCUUCUCACACCUAGCUUUAUUAAGCAAACUUCGAACCUCAUCGGGGAAGCUAGUGAUCUCCUCACACCGGCUCUAUCGAAUGCACUCAAACAAUUACUUGGGGAUAUCCUUCCCAUGGUACCUGACCUAAGGGAAUUGAUGCCUGAAAUCAAACAAUUGUUGACAAAGAAAUACAUUCGUGAGAUUGGGUCUCUAUUGACCAACGCCAACACCUUGCUCAGCCCUGGUUUUGUAAACCAGACAUCCACCUUGAUCAACAAUGCCGGCGACCUCCUCACGCCCGAAAUUGUGAGCGGCCUCAGUGGCCUCCUCGAGGAAAUGGCUCCUCUAAUUCCCGAGCUCAAACCGUUGAUCCCAGAGAUCAAGCCUUUCAUCCCGCAGAUUCAAAAGCUGCUUCCUAAGGCCCUGCCUUUCAUCUCACCGGCUACUAUGGAUGAUUUGGGGAUGAUGUUGAUGAAUGGCUACACUUUGCUCAGUGCCGACUUUGUCAACCAUACGUCUACUCUGGUCAGCGAUGCAAACGACCUUCUUACGCCUGAGCUUACGAAGAACCUUGGCGGCCUUCUUGAUGAAGUGACUCCCCUAAUUCCUAAGCUCUACCCCUUGGUUCCUGAGCUCAAACCACUUCUCAAACCGGAAGUCAUAAAGGAAAUUGGGUCACUUGCUACAGAGGCACUACCCUUACUCAAGGAAAUGAUGAACUCGAUGGGCUCGCUUUGA